AUGGAAGCCCAGGGAGAUCCGAUCCUCCUUGUCCGUGACAGCUUCAAGCGAUAUAUUGAGGCAGUGCUGCAGCACUUAACCGAGCUACAGAGGCGCUGGGAUCCAUGCGAGUCUGUUUUGCGCGGCAUGUGCAGAAGCUCCGGACAGCAGGUUGAGGAGCUGGCAGCACUCUGCAGAGAGUGUGGCCUGGCGUCUGCGAAGGCAGUAGUAGCUUGCGACCGUGUUCUUCGACGCGCCCAAGCAUGCGGUGUCCAGGAACGUGCCCCAAACUCAUGUCAAAGCAGAGCUGAAGACCAGCCGCCCACCACCAACAAGCAACAGGAGUUGCAGCAUCGUAUGGCGACCCUAUUGCAAUAUGCCUACCGCCGAUAUCGCCUGCGAUGCCAACGGAGAAAAUUGAGUGCCAGCAAGGCUCUUGGCGCUUUGCUCACUCGAUGGCAGAUGACCAAACUGCAAGAGAGUCUGCGCCAGUUUAGGCAUGCAGGAGACAGGAGACGUGCUGCAGCUGUCAUCGCGAGGGCUGCCCGAGGUUGGCUGGCUCAAAGAUGUGCUUGCCGAGCUGAACAGCUCUUCCAUGCUGUGCGCUCUGCUGAGAGGGUGCGGACCCUCAGGCUGAUGCGAAGAUAUUUCACAAGCUGGAUCUGGAAGCUGGACUUCAGCUGGCGGUGGGCGAAAAGAAAGGAAACUGUAAGCCUAGAAUCCGAUGACGUUCGUGACCACCAAUGUGACUUCUGGCAGCUCUUUCCCAGUGAGGGCAAGAAUGCAGUUGCCAAGGCCCAAUCAGCCUGGUUCAAGAAGCGCAUGGCGUGGCUGGCAUGGGUCAGGACCAUGUGCGAAGAGCUGAAAAUUCAGGGCCAGCGGCCGCACCAGCCACGGUAG
Molecule: messenger RNA, 879 nt
Organism: Symbiodinium pilosum
Lineage: Eukaryota; Dinophyceae; Suessiales; Symbiodiniaceae
Source: the annotation of a GenBank genome assembly